This is a messenger RNA of Acaulospora morrowiae, 666 nucleotides long. The record is from the annotation of a GenBank genome assembly. Lineage: Eukaryota; Fungi; Glomeromycota; Glomeromycetes; Diversisporales; Acaulosporaceae.
AUGAGCAAAAAAACCCCUGAACGAAAAAAUGCAAAGAGAAAGAAACAAAAGAAGCCAUACAAAGGCACCACUUCUUUUAUCGAGUUUAGAAAAUUUUUCAACGAACAGAUAAGGACAAUUGCAAGCAACAUUCCUCCAAUUGAGAUUUGUUUGAAUGGGAAGAAAGAAAUCAUAUCUCUGACAAUAAUUGAGACGCAUUCAUCUGGAUGGAUAAGUAAGAUAUGGAAUGCGCUAUCGAACGAUCACUUUAUUAGACAACAUUUUGCACAACAAGCGGAAGAAAUUAAAAAUAAGGGAAAAACGACGCAACAAACCGGAUUUUGUUUUACCAGCAAUCAAACAAUUAACAAAGAAUACAUAGACGAAUGGGCCAUACAGACUGCCAGAGAUCAGAUCAUUAAUAACCCCUUGUGCUUUGUCCCAACUCCAAUUCUCAGCUGUUUACAAAAAGAGGAAGAUAAGAAAAUGUUAAAGGAUGAUAUCAUAAGAAGGAUUAAAGCCAUUGACCCUCGUAAUCCCAUAACCUCCCUUCAUCACGAUCUUCAUCACGAGCCUCAUCACGAUUCUCUCUUUCGUUGUCGCCAUUAUCCAGAGUGUAUAAAAAAUGAUCAAUGUAUUAUAAAGACUAUGAACGAACUAUUUCUAAAAGGUUUAUACCCUUUAUAA